AUGUCGACAUCGGGGGCGCAGUUCAGAGUUCAGUCAAUGCAGACGGAAAGCAAGGCGCCACGGUUCCGAGAGCCUUACGAAGAAAUCGGCAGCACCAAAAACCUCUGGCGGCGCGUGGCCCUGUCCCGAUUGAUAAGUGUGAUGACUCUUUCUCUUCCCGCCAAUAGAGCCGUCAGGGGUGGUCACAAGCCCACGCUCAUGGAUUAUGCCGUGGGCAACUACCAGAGGCCGCCUGUUGCCGUGUCGUGA
Messenger RNA from Cordyceps militaris CM01, 249 nucleotides. RefSeq lists its product as uncharacterized. The coding region runs from base 1 to 249 and encodes 82 amino acids. Lineage: Eukaryota; Fungi; Ascomycota; Sordariomycetes; Hypocreales; Cordycipitaceae. The transcript has a single exon. The record is from RefSeq and is a predicted model, not a curated record.